ACACCUGGUGUGACCUCUACUUCAUUACUCACUUCCGAGUUCACGCUUAUGGCGAACAGACAGUACGCAGGUCACGUCACCAUGGGGAAUACUUACAAUCUGGAAUGAGCGCUUUGCAGACAUUAAGACGGCAACGCCCCAUCGACGGAGACAAACUUCUCGUACAGUAGAUAGGGUUUUUGAUGGUCUGGACUGAGGCUGUACUUACCAUUUACAUGAUUAGCGUAGCCGGGCAUGGGCCCAGCCACCAGUUUAGAAACGGUCUGGCUACGCGAGACUAUCUAGACAACCCACAACCAUUGGAAAAGGCGUGGCCCAAUCAGAGACGCGUUGUUAUGCAGGCUCUUGGAACUGACUUUAUCAGUGCAGGAGACAUCUGACGAUGAUGGCCCAGUGCCAUCUACCGCCGUCCGAGGAACGACAGCGAAGAGUUUUAGUGAAGGAGAGGGAUGAUACCGAGGAGGAUACGAUCGAAGGAGACGAGAAAACCACCACGCGUUCAACUUCCGGUGUUGCUGCAUUCUGCUACCGGAAGUUGCGGAAAUCUGAGAAGUCGCAUAUCAGGUGCCGCCAGCGGCCAAAGACAACGUGCGGAGCAGCGACGUCAACUCAACACACAGUUAGCAAGGACUGUGGAACUCGAUGCCGAGAACGGUUGGCGUAUGAUCCACCAUCCAACGUGCGUCUGGGAGUUUGACCAGCAGUCUGGGUCCAGGAAACAGUUCAGAGGCGAUAAAGGGGCUUUGCGGGAAGGGGUGUGGGAGUUGGUAGUCAGAAACACGAAUUUGUAUGCACUCAAUUAUUUAGACGCACUGACUAAGGAAGACCAUGCCAGACCAUGGACGGCCGUCACCAUUUCUGAGCUGACGACCUUUUUGGGUUGCCUCAUAUACAUGGAUAUACAGGAUUUACCUCGUCUCGAGAUGUAUUGGUCGAAGAAAGAGUUUUAUUUACAGUCCAACAUAGCAAGUGUCUUCACUUUGGUCAGAUUCGAACAAAUCUUACGGUUCCUGCAUGUUUCUGACCCUUACACCAAGAUUCAACACAGUCAGGAAGGAUAUGACAAGCUAGGGAAGGUUAGACCACUUAUUGAUGCCUUGAAGAAGUUGUUUCAAGCAGAAUACUCCUUGUCCCGACACAUUGCCAUUGACGAGGCAAUGAUUCCCUUAAAAGGUCAAAUCUCGUUCCAUCAGUAUAGCAAGUCGAAGCCGCACAAGUAUGGUAUAAAAGUAGUUGUCUUGUCAUCAUCACACAAUAGCUAUAUUUAUGACUUCAAUGUUUAUGUUGGGAAGGAGGCUAGUGAUGAUAAUUUGGUUGUUGCUGAUGAUGAUGUUCCUGGUUUGGCAGAUGAUGAUGGUGAUGACAGUAAUGAAGAUAAUGAUGGUGAUGUCCCUGCUGCUUCUAUUGGCAGCCAAAAAAGAGUUUGGGUUAUGUUAUCAGGCGGUGAUUGAUCUCGUGAGAAAUUGCCAGGUCUUGGGCAUGUUGUGUGUAUACUACAAUUUCUAGACAAGUGCUGAGCUUUAUCGAUGGCUGCUCGAUUGCCGAAUUUAUGCCUGUGGCACAUGUAAACCAAGUCGGACUGGUUUUCCGAAACAACUUGCUCUCAAGUUCCACUCUUCCAAAGCUCGAGUUGAGAAGGAAUAUCACCGGUGGUUUGCCGAGGCUGGCAUGGUUGCAUGUGUGUGGUUCGACAGGAGAUACGUUCACAUGUUGUCUAUGUUUCAUAUUGCGGAACUAGGAGAUGGAUCAUGGCCAGCCUGUGUGAGGAAAGAUGGUAGGAAGAAAGUGGAAGUUGUGUUCUUCGUUGUUAUCUGAUUGUAUCAAGAACAUGCAUGGUGUAGACCGCGGCGACCAAAUGAUUUCGCUAUACAAUGCUGGGCGCAAGAGGAUGGAAGGCGAUGCUGCAGUAUCUGUUAGAAUGUGCCACUCUAAAUGCUUUUAUCGUGGAAGGAGAGUUUGAUGAGAGACAAAGGGUGGUCAGAGGAGAGAUUAUUUAGCAUUAGAAAAGACCUAGUCUCUAAUAGAUGGCUUCAGUAGCCAAAAGGAAGUUCUGGCAUAGAACCUCUAAGUCAACCGCCAGAAUCCCUUUUCAGUACACUUUGCUUCAGUUUGUGCCACAGAAAAGGAAAUGUGUUCUUUGCAAUUGCACAAGAAGGGGGAACAACACCAUUCCCAUAUCCAGUGCACAUUUUGUGAGCGUCAUUUGUGUGUGGCUCGUGAUCAUAAUUGCUUCAAGGAAUUCCAUUCUACGGGGGAAUUGUAGGGUAUGUACUGAUUAUGGCAAAUGUUACACUACUAUGUGCUGUUGUGGUGUGUAUGAUUUAGGUGUGGUGUGAGAUGUCGUCUGGUGUGUGAUAUCAUAAUCGUUAGAAAUUUUGGGGCAGUAUGUGUUCCGACCUCCACGUGGUCUGCCCUGGGUAAUGCUAACAGGAGCAGAACGUCUAAGUAUAUGUUUUUGUGUUUGUGCAUGUCAUUUACAGCCAAUUAUAUUGAUCAUUGUGUUUGCCAUGUAAUAGUCUUAAUAAUAUUUUGACUUGUGCAUUAAUUAUUUUGCAUAAAAAUUUGAACUUGUUGCUAUGGAAACGAGAUACUAAUGAAAGAUUCAGAAUUCAUUACU
Molecule: messenger RNA, 2617 nt
Organism: Corticium candelabrum
Lineage: Eukaryota; Metazoa; Porifera; Homoscleromorpha; Homosclerophorida; Plakinidae
Product: piggyBac transposable element-derived protein 3-like
Exons: 10
Coding region: 450-1451 (333 amino acids)
Source: RefSeq, a predicted model, not a curated record